This is a messenger RNA of Polyodon spathula (Mississippi paddlefish), 3690 nucleotides long. RefSeq names its product G protein-regulated inducer of neurite outgrowth 3-like. Bases 450 to 2909 code for a protein of 819 amino acids. The transcript is spliced from 3 exons. Lineage: Eukaryota; Metazoa; Chordata; Actinopteri; Acipenseriformes; Polyodontidae. The record is from RefSeq and is a predicted model, not a curated record. Gene Ontology annotation, cellular component: plasma membrane. Gene Ontology annotation, biological process: neuron projection development.
UAUGGGGCUCCACUUUAUUUGCAUUGAAAUGCAAUAGAAAGCCUCAGUUGCAAACACAGUCAGGCAAACAUACCAACAGCUAACCGGUGGCAUAAUCCAAUUAAGCCUUUCUCUUAAAUUAAACCACAGAGAUUUAAAGUAUUCUGGUUCUUAAUUAUUUUCAAUCUUGGAUGGGUGAACACCAGAUGAUGACUUUGUCUGCAAGGUCAUUUCCACCUUUAUUGAUGCAGAAUCUUGCCAUUCCAAGGUACAGCACAUCAAGGACGUUAACCCAUUGAGACCGGCCUUGGCGUCAUUUGCAAGGGUCGUGGUGGUCUAACCCGCUGGACUUCAUUUGGCUGGACAAGACUUUACUUCUCUUGUAAACUCUGUAACCCUCACAAAAGGAAACCACCGAUAUCAGCUAUCAAAGACUUCUGCAAGGAGACAACUUGUUGAAAGGGAUUCCAAUGGGGACAAUACCUAAUCCACAGAGGACUGUAACAGUUCAAAUGGGCACACCCCGUGUAGUAGGAGAUCACCAGGGGGACAAGGAGUCUACUGACAAAUGGCAAAAACAAACAAGCUCAAAUCUAAACAAGACUUACACAUCCCCAGCUGAUCACAGACAGAGUAAUGCUUGUUUAAUUGAGUCAGAUGUGACUCCAGCUAACGAGACCUUAGGCUGUGGGAAACAAAGCAGGAUGGAUAUUUGUAAUCCAAAAGGAGAUAACAGGAAAUCAGAAAUUAUAAUUCCCAAAGAAUUGGACUCAACCGGAAAUUUGAAAAGCUGGUGUAACACUGACCAUAACACUGACCGUAACACAGAAGAAAACAUAAGGGAUAAUAACGCCAAUCUAACAGUAUUAACAGCCUCUCAGAAGGAGAAAGGUUCUACAACAAGCCAGUCUGCUCCUGUUUACUUACCAAAGACAGAUUUACAGGCAAAUAACAAUGAUAUCUCCUCUGAUUGUCUCCUUCCAAAGCCAAGUAUAACGAGCCAUGUUGGCAUUGUCACAGCUAAUGUCAUUGCCUUGUCCUUGCAAUCAACAAAACGAAAGGAUUCUGACAUCACUGAAGUGAAUCCAUCAGUCUCCGCUGAUUCGGAAGCACAGAGCUCCAAUGUAGCAACGGGUAAUGAUGUUUCAGAAAAAACUGAAGGUGCCAAAAAGAACCAAGAUGAGACAACACUAGUGAGACCUCACAAAGAGCUGUCAGAGAAUAAGGCAAUAAAUUCACCAACUGAAGUUCAACAGUCUUUUUUAAAAGGAGCAUUAAACCAUGAGUGCAUUGAAAAGGACUUAAAGGUCUUGAAGGACUCUGAGAGAUCUUCAUACAAAGCCACACAGGAAGGCCUGCCAGAGGAUGUUGCAGCUCCUGGAGGACAACAGAAAGGCUUAACGCUGGCACAGAUGGCAAACCAGGCAGCACAAAUCCAGAGCGUUCUGCCAGAGGCAUCACAAGGCCAAAAAGAGCAAAGGAAGAAAUUUAAAGAGGUGUCAACAAUGACAUUUCCGUCUGAAUGCAGUCCCAUUGCUAGAAAGAGCUGCCAAGAUGUAGAGGUCCAAACUGUUCCCGGUGUUCAGUGCAAAUCAGCAUCCACUAGCCCAUAUCUUUUUCCACCAAUUGUUUGCCCCAACCAUUGCUGUGAAGGGAAAGAUGAUUCUGAUCAUCUAGCAAUGGUGUACCAGAUGAAGACUGGGUUGGAGCCAUCGAAUCCCGUUUACGAAAUCACCACAGGAGUAGGUCCAUUGAAAGGUCCUAGUGCCAUUCAGGAUAUACUUUCGCAGACACCUCUUACAAAUGUUUUUCAGGCAAGUGUGUGUCACCCACCAAGAAAUGGUAAACACAACUUAACUGACCAAUCAGAGACAGCCAAAGUGGAUGCUGAUUUAGCCAAGGUUACCUGUAAUAUAACAGUGAAUAAUCAGCAUUCCGUAUCAACCACUCAAAGUGAAUUUGGACCUGGAACAAAGCCCAAGGAAAACACUCUAGAAUAUAAAUGUAUUGUAAAAGAGGAUGAUUUGCCUUUAAAACCUGUUUACAAAAUAAAUAUAGAGACUGCCAGCCAUGCUGACCCUGUUCCCAGUAUUAUGUUACAGAGUGAGCCAUCAAAUACUCAAGAAAACAUGAACAAAGCAGACCCUACUGGAGUGAAUAAUGUAUCUUCUGAUGGCCUCUCUACUAAACCAAGUACAACCAACCAUUCUUGCUGUGCCAUUGCUGAUGUUAAGCCCUUGCCUAACCAAGCAACCAAACUAGGUGUUCCUGAUACUAAAUGCUCUCUCUCGGCACAGGAAACAAAACUUUGCCCUGUAAAAUUAGAUACUUCAAAGCAAGCACCACCUUCCUCCACUGGGAAAGCUAGUGAAUCUGCCCAGUCUAAAAGAGAUGAUCACAAUACUGUUCAUUCAGCCAGGCCAAAUAUUGUCAUUGAUAGUAUGAAGCAAUCCAUGCAGUCUGAAAAUAAAUCUAAGGUCAGUAGCAAACCAGCACAAGCUGAGAAUCUCAAGGCUAAUUCUAAGCAUUCAGACCACAAAUCUUCCGAGGCAAAAAAAAAUUCAGCUCAUAGAGAAACUAAUUUGGGAAGCAAGAAAAACGAGACAAGCUCUAAAAGCAAACAGCAAAAGAAAUCUAAGGGUGUCCAAGAUGUACUGUGGGAUGAACAAGGAAUGACUUGGGAGGUUUACGGUGCCUCCCUAGACCCUGAAUCUCUGGGAUUUGCCAUCCAGAAUCACCUCCAGUGCAAGAUCAAAGAGCAUGAGAAAAAAAUAACACCACAGACUCAGAGCAGAAAGUCAAUUUCCUCAGAAACUUCCACCAGCAAGAAAAAUAAAAGGAGGCAGCAGAACAUUUUCAGGUCCGUCCUUCAGAAUGUCCGACGGCCAAACUGCUGCGUGCGCCCUCAUCCCUCCUCUGUGAUAGACUGAACUGGGGUCUGGGCUGGGGUGUAAAAUAUCUUUUAUGUUUCCUUCAUCAUCUGUAAGUUAGUCUCCCUUCACAUUGGUUUUGGAAAUAAACAAGUAAAUGGGUAAAUGGGAAUUGGUUAAAAGUGUGAUCUAGCCUGAAUUGUUUAAAGUAAACUUUACAUAUAAGCAACCAGGGCAACCUGUUGCUGCAAGCCUAGGCUCAUUUUUCUUUCUUUUUUCUUUUUUUAAGAACUGUAUUAGCUUAGCAUACAGAAAAAAAACACUUCUAAGAAAGACUGUAUCAUAGAAAUCCGGAUUGCAAUAAUAAUAUAAAUGAUGUGCAUGUGAAUUUGUUACCUCUAACCAUCCCAAGGGAUUUUAUGUAUGAUAACUUUCAUGUUACCAGUAAAUAAUAAACCAUUGUAAAGCGUGUGCAUUUGUUAAAUGUUUUUUAACAGUUUUUUUUUUUUGAAAGAUUGAACUUCGAUCCUAAUUUUAAGAACUCAACAAAGCGCAUUUCACAUUGACUAAUACUGUGCUGGAGUCUGAGACUCUUUUAUGUUGCCUCCAGGUAAGAAUUACCGUCGUUGAUUUGUUUUUUGGCUAGACAGACAUCUGUGUCCACACAGAUCACACCUAAAUGGGACUUGUCUGAGAUAUUUCAAUGUCCAUGUUGAGUUCUCUGUUAAUGCUAUAUACCAAUCUGACCAAUCCAACACUUGACCUGAUUAAUUCAAGGUGGUUGACUGUAUUUUAACUCCCGUGUUGUGUUUACCAUUUAUUAAAAAAAAUAAAUAAAAGA